This is a messenger RNA of Aspergillus wentii DTO 134E9, 795 nucleotides long. RefSeq lists its product as uncharacterized. The record is from RefSeq and is a predicted model, not a curated record. NCBI's taxonomy places the organism in Eukaryota, Fungi, Ascomycota, Eurotiomycetes, Eurotiales, Aspergillaceae. Bases 93 to 788 code for a protein of 231 amino acids. The transcript is spliced from 2 exons.
UGAAAUUCGUAUCUCCAUCGAAUAUCCACAAUGGAUGUAUUUUCUGGCUUCGAUGGGACACUGAAUAUGCAAGACAACUGUUGCGUGAUGAUAUGCCCCCUGAAUGCUUGAAUCAUCCUGUUAUUAUCAUUAAUACUGAGGGGCUGGAUGACUCGGUGACUGUUGUUUUGAUGACUUCGUUCCACAAUAAACCCCUCCCAGAAAACUCGAGAAAAUGGGCGUUUCACCUCCCCGUCCAAUCAGCCACACCUCACCCAACAUACAGAACCAUCUUACGAUUGACGGAUGCGUCAGCUUGGGACAACAGAAGGCACAGCUACGCAAACAUCAAAACAACGUACCAGGUCAAUCGGAGACUGAUCAAGCCAUGGUGGGAUAAUAAGUGGUUUCAACUUACACCAGAGUCAUUUCGAGACUUGGUAUCCAUUAUUUCCGUCGCUCAAGGGUUGAGAAGUGUUUCAUUGUCAAGGCCUACCAAAUAUAGCGGAACCCCCAACUAUGGCACUAUGGGUCCUGAGAUGAGCCCUGAACGGGUAUCUAUCUCUGCUGCUGGGAUGGAUAGCUCAACAACAAUCACUCCCCUGCUUCGAGGACAUCCGGAGGAACAACGACAGCUGCCCUACUGGAGUGCACCUUUGCCAGAUCCACCACGUGUUUACUUCGAUCGGAAUCAGUGGGAAGAAAAGGGAUAUUCUGCUAUGUGCACUAAGUGGUGUCUUAUUGUUUCUAUCUGCUUGUUAGUUGUUGGCUUAUGUGUGAUCGCGAUUCUCUUUAACGCUUAUACUUGAAUAUCAG